This is a messenger RNA of Colletotrichum godetiae, 1107 nucleotides long. Its product is annotated as voltage-dependent anion channel. Gene Ontology annotation, biological process: transmembrane transport; sulfite transmembrane transport. Gene Ontology annotation, cellular component: plasma membrane. Lineage: Eukaryota; Fungi; Ascomycota; Sordariomycetes; Glomerellales; Glomerellaceae. Gene Ontology annotation, molecular function: sulfite transmembrane transporter activity. The transcript is spliced from 4 exons. Bases 1 to 1107 code for a protein of 368 amino acids. The record is from RefSeq and is a predicted model, not a curated record.
AUGCCAUUGGUCUCCAAACCAAACAACGUCCCCCCUCAACCUCAACAACCACAACCACAGCCACCACCCCAUGGAUCAUCAUCAGUCCGAACUUCAAUCCGUGACUUCUCCUCACAAUGGUUCCUCACUCCCCAAGGAACAGCAAUAACAGCCACAGUCCUCCACCAACUAGACUACCGCUUCCCGGGCCUCAUAAUAAUAGCCUACACCUUCUGGGCAACCUCCAUCCUCCUCCUGCUGCUCAUGCUAACCCUCUACGCCGCCCGCCUAACCCUCCACCGGACACACACCAUCCGCGCCCUCAAACACGACGACGCAGAACUCGCAGGCCUCGCAAGCAUCUCCAUAACCUUCACCUCCGUAACCCAAACAGCCUCCCUCGCCCUCGCCCCCGACAGCGGUAACAAUAACACCGGAGGACCCUGGAGCGCAACAGUCCACAUCCUAUGGUGGAUCUCCUUCGCCCUCGCAACAAUAACCAUUCUCAUCCUCCCCUUCAUCUCCAUCAAAGUCUACCCACCAGGCGUAGCCCACCUCUCGCCCUCGACCCAGCUAGCACUCACAGCAGCACUCACAGCCGCAGCAGCAGGCGGGACCCUCUGCACAUCAGCGGCGAACCUCACCAGCACCCAACAGGUCCCCAUCAUCGUCGCGCGGCUGCUAGGGAACAACGAACCUCCCAAGGAGAAGGCCUUUCAGGACAUGAUCCUCUGCGAACCGUGGGGCCAGGCAAGUUACGCGCUGCAGAUACUGGGACAGGCUGUCAUCGGCGGCAGCUUCGCUUCGUAUACGGGUAGCGGCGCCCUUUUCUCCGCGGAUGCCGCUGCCGCUCCGGUGGGCUACCCGAGUAUCUUUGCCGGUCUCGUAGCCUGGGGUCUGGGGACGUACUGGUGGCUCUUUGCCAUCCUAGGCGUCUUUCGCGCCUUCUUUGCAGGGGGAUGGAAGCCGAAUCGGAUCCCGUAUACUCUUGCUGGAUGGGCCAUGGUUUUCCCAUGGGGCGUCUACACCAAUGCGGUACUUCAGUUGGGUAAGAUUUUCGGAUCCCGAGCCUUCAAGAUGUGGUCUACCUGUUUGGCCGUUAUUGCUGGCCUCUGCAUAACCGAAUAA